Molecule: messenger RNA, 2488 nt
Organism: Scylla paramamosain (green mud crab)
Lineage: Eukaryota; Metazoa; Arthropoda; Malacostraca; Decapoda; Portunidae
Gene: gudu
Product: outer dynein arm-docking complex subunit 2-like
Exons: 16
Coding region: 39-2345 (768 amino acids)
Molecular function (GO): protein binding
Source: RefSeq, a predicted model, not a curated record
GGGAGGAUGAGGCGAGACAGAAAGUAAAGUCCGACAUCAUGCCAUCGCGCCGCGCCUCACUGGCCCCGCGCCGCCUGGAGAGUAUUGCUGCAAGCACAGACACAGACCCCCGUCGUCGCGCCAGCGUCAAACUAGCACACCUUCAGGUGGAACAUCUUCAUUCCGAAGACGAACGACCGGUGGAGGAAGGAGAGGAGGAUGAGGAAGAGGAAGGAGAUGACGAAGAGGAUAUUUACCAAUUGGACUUGCCGUCAGCCGAGCUCUGUGCAGAUUAUUGGCAGAUUCACAAAAUGGUCAAGUACCUGAAAGUUGGAAAUGCCAUCUGCACCACCAUCGCGCUGGUGGGCCUCAAGGACUGCGGCUUGCACCAGGAAGUGUGCCAACUGGCUCUGAAGAUGGUGGGUGGUCUGGAAGUGCUGCUUAAUAUCCUGAGAACGAGCAACCUGAGAUGCAACAUUGGUGCCCUGCAGGUGCUAGAAGCAGCCUGCGGCCACGCGUCCACGCGCGCCACGGUGCACCGGCUUGGUGGUCUGCAGGUACUACAAGGAUUGGUAGGACACAGCCACGUGGAGGUGCGGGGUCUGGCAGCUGCGGUGUUGGCUCAAGUGUGUGCUCUACCAGCAGCGCGCGCUGCCCUUAUCAGAGACGACGGAAUCCCUAAACUGGUUGCCCUUCUUCGCACUGACCCAAACAUGCUUCUAGCGGACCAUCAGCAGGCAUCUGCUGUUGAAGGGGCGGCGCAGGCCUUAUGGGCGUGCACUGUAUCGAGAAGUGGUCGCUUGGCAUUAUUAAGAGCAGGUGGGCUGGAGCUGUUAGGCAGUCUGCUCUUCGUCUCCCGACAAAGUCUUCUUGUUCCUGUCGUUGGAGUAAUUCACCAGUGUAUAACUGAGGCAGCGUUCCGGCAACGUGUUGAAGAAGCAGGUUACACAUCAGCCCUCGUGCGGCUGUUGCACGCCUCAUCUGCUAACCUACAAGUGCUGGCUACGAAGGCUCUUGCCAGGUGUUCAGUGUUGGAAGCCACAAGCGCCCGAUUAGUGCGAGAGGGUGGAUUGAAGGUGCUGGUGACUUUGUUAGGUCGAGAAGGGCAGUCGUACGUGGAUGCCCUUGUGGAAAAAGAUCCCUCCUUCGCUCGUGAGUCAGGGUUGACAGGUGACCCCCCAGGCCCACCACGCUCUAGGAAGCAAUCAGUGAUGCCGGAGACGGGCAGCAGCAGCGGCGGAAGGAAGGGAUCUGGGCAGCUUCCUGCAGGUCUCGGAUCAGAGGUGGAAUCAGCGGUCGGGACAUCUAGUGGUGCUGAGGUGGAAGGUCAGAAGGAUGUCGAUCUACUUGACAACAAAGCUGCUGGUCAAGGGGUUGGGGACAGUGAGUUGUUGGAGGCCGUGUCGGAGGCUAUAUGGCAUGUGUGUCUCCUGCCCGACCAUGUGACCGCCGUCAAGGACCUUAACGCUGUGCCCAUCCUGGUGGCUCUCCUGCAGCACAACGACGAGAAGGUUCUCACAAACGUUGUUGGUGCUUUGGGCGAACUAGCAGGAGAUCCGGAGUGUUGCCUCUUCUUGCUUCGUGGAGGUGGUGUCACCACCCUCAUUCAGUUGCUUCGUCGGACGUCAGACAAACUUCUUCUCAACGUAACACACGCCCUUGGCUCAUGUGCAGCUGAUGAGGAUGCACUGAUGGCUCUCUUGAAGCAAGAUGGUUUACGGCUCCUAUGGUCUCACCUAAAGAAUCCUAAUUGUCGUAUUCAAGCCUCGGCAGCUAAUGCAAUAUGUACUUGUCUGCAACAAGAGAGCGAAGGUCUGGCAGAAGUAGUGAGGAGCCUGGUCGGAGGAAUAGAGCUCCUGGUGUCGUUACUUGAAAGCGAGAGCGAAUCAGUCUUGUCGGCGGUGUGUGCAGCCAUCGCCAGAAUUGCCAGGGAUCCCCAGAACCUUGCCAUCAUGACGGACUACGGGGCCGUUACUUCCCUCUCACGGCUGGCUGUGAGGGAAAACGACAGUCUACGCCCAUUCCUCGCAGAGGCAAUCGCUGCUUGUUGUGUGUCUAGGGAGACCGGCCUGCUGUUCGGGCAGGCAGGAGCAGUGGCGCCGCUGGUGCAAUACCUUGAGACAGACGACAGCACCAUUCGGAGGCCAACCUGCCGAGCAUUACAUCGUCUCUCGUUGGAGCCAGAAAACUGUGUCACUCUCCAUCAAAGCGGCGCCGUACCGCUUCUCCUGGAAAUGCUGGGUUCUGAAGAUGAUGUAGUUCAGGAGGCGGCGGCCGACUGUUUACGCAACAUUCGCUUAUUGGCAUUACGUCGCUGUCAGGCUCAUUCCCGUGGCAGCAAGGCACGUCCAUCCUCUAGGCGAUGAACUCUGAUACUGGCAGUUCAGUCGGAAAGAACGUUAAGAUAACAUUGUUAGCAAUCAUACUUUCAAAAUAAGAGUGUACACAGCUAAUUUGUAUAUAUAUAUAUAUAUAUAUAUAUAUAUAUAUAUAUAUAUAUAUAUAUAUA